Chaetomium fimeti is the source of this 1387-nucleotide messenger RNA. Its product is annotated as transcription initiation factor IID, 18kD subunit-domain-containing protein. Gene Ontology annotation, biological process: transcription by RNA polymerase II. The transcript has 4 exons. NCBI's taxonomy places the organism in Eukaryota, Fungi, Ascomycota, Sordariomycetes, Sordariales, Chaetomiaceae. The record is from RefSeq and is a predicted model, not a curated record. Gene Ontology annotation, cellular component: SAGA complex. Gene Ontology annotation, molecular function: transcription coregulator activity; protein heterodimerization activity. The coding region runs from base 17 to 1387 and encodes 456 amino acids.
CGUCACUUUGCCAUCCAUGUGUUUUUCCGUGGCAUAUCUCGCCUGGAAGUUGAACAAGACGAAGAAGACAUUAGCGGCAGGGAAUCAGUGGCAAGCGGUGGCCGCAUACCCGCCCACGGCACCAUCCAGCGCCUAUUACCAGGACCCGCUUCAAAAACACGAGUUACAGGAAGAUCAGGCAACUCAAGAGUUGCAAGGCCAACAUUAUUUCGUCGAUGGGGACGGAAACCGAGCCGAGCUAUCCGCCACGCCCUCGUUCCACUCUCCGGAAUCUCCUAUUGUUCAUCACGGGGGUGGCGGCCCAAGAUACCGCGAUGAGAUUCUGAAGAUGAUGUUCGUGGCUGGGGAGACCAAGCAACCCGCGGCGGAGACAACCACCAUAGUCGAGAACAUUGUCCGGGACCAAACAAUGCACAUGCUGGUUGUAGCAGGAGAACUCGCGGCCAGCCGUGGGCAAACAAGGUUCACGACGAACGACAUCAUUUUCCAGGUGCGGAACGAUGCUGGACGUCUUGCCAGGCUCCGCAACCACAUGCAGUGGAAGCAAAUUCGAAAGCGGGCGAAAGUCAAGGACGACGAGGCCGUGGAUGACCUCGACCUCGACGACGUAGAUGACAUAAUAGACGACGAAAAUGGGGACGGCGAUGCCGAGACAGCCGAAGAAGCCCACGCCAAUGCCGAUCCUUCCAAGCCCCAGCCAAAGAAGGACGGCAAAGGAGUCAUGGAUAGUGGUCCCGAAAUCUCCAUCCCGCCUCUUCCCUGGUCGAUACUGUCCAUGUUCCCCCACACGGAGGGCAUCCCGUCUCUAGCGGCUCUCGAUAACGACGAGGGGACCGGGGGAGAGAACUCAAGCCCUCUUCCUGGCAGCACCACCAAUCGCUGGCUUCUCGCCCGCCUCAUGAAGAACGACGAACGCACACGGGCCAUGACAGCGGAAGAGUACAGCGCCUGGUCGGAUUGCAGGUCAGCGUCCUUCACCUACCGGAAGAAGAAGACGUUCCGGGAAUGGUGUGGUCUGGGGGUCAUUGCGGACCACAGGGCCAAGGAUGAUGUGCUGGAAAUCCUGGGGUUCUUGACCAGCGAGUGGGUGCAGACGCUCACGGAGCGGGCAUUGGAAGUCCAACGGCAAGAGAAAACCAUCGAGUCCGCGAGCGCGGUCGGAAGGGUGGGGUUGAAGAGGAAGUUGAACGAGGGACCGUUUACACUGAGGAAUGACGAAGUCUGUCAGCCAGAGGGGGGUGCUGGCGGCGAAUCAACAUCAAGAGGCCCAAUCCAAACACAUCAUGUGAGACGGGCGUACGGCAUACUCCAGACUCCACCGAAGAAGUACACAACGAUGAUGAACGGGGUGCAAUUAAGGCAGAGGAAGAGAAUGAGGUUAUUCUGA